AUGGCAGAAGGACCUUCGCGGAAGCGCUCCAUUCCUGAUGACUUCGACACCAGAAACCCUGCUCCGCAGAAGAGGAUUCGGUUUCCCAAGGGGAAGAAAGGGAAGGAAGGAGAUUAUGUGGUGGAUGCCCAGCAUGAGGAAGGUCCAGUUCGUGCAGAAGAUCCUCUACUUGUUGCUAAAGAGCGGAGAAGGCUGCGGGGUCAGAUGGCGGCAGAUCUUAUUGAAGAUGAAAUUAAAGGGAUGAUUCCUGACAUCACGAAGGCUGAAGUUCAAUAUGAGGAUGAGGAGACGUUUGAAGAUGAUGGGAUCCAGCUAGAACCUUUUAAUCUUACCAAAGAAAGAGAAGAAGGGUAUUUUGAUGCAUCAGGAAACUAUGUGGAGUACAUAAAUGAGAAUGAGAUCAAGGAUGCAUGGCUUGAUGGAGUUGAAGCAAAUAAGAGUUAUGCUUCUGGGAAGGUGGUUGCACCGCUUGUUGAGGAUGAUGCCCCUGAUCUUUCUUCUGAUGACAUUGGGAAGAUCAAGAGGCGCAUUGCUGAUGCUCUUGAGCCCGAUGAAACAGUCUUGCAAGCCUUGAGGAGGUUGAAAGGGACCUCAAACAACAAGAAGGAGAAGAUGUCCACGGAAACUAAGCAGAUUUUUGACCAGCUUACUGAAGAUGCAAUGAGGCUUAUGGAGAAUGGGGACUACAAUGUAUAUGAUGAAAAAAAAGAAACUUUCCAGCGUGAAGCAGAUGGGUAUGAAAGGUUAGCUGCAGCAAGGGCAGGCAUUUCAACUAACUUCGGACCUGGGAGGUCUGAGGAUAUCAUUAACAACGAUGCCCCUUUGAUUGGAGAAAACAAUGGAACUUCUUCUGUCUUUGACUUGGGGCAUUCUGGGACUACUACAAGCAAUGGUGAUGAUGCAUUUGAUAUGUUUGCGGACGAUGAUGAAAAGGGUGCUGAACUUCCAGCCGCUGGCAGGGGUAAUGCUAAUCCAGGUGGAGGCCUGCAGGAUGAUUAUGUGUAUGAUGACUCUACAGGUUACUACUAUAGUAGCACGCUAGGUUAUUACUAUGAUCCAUCUUCUGGGCUCUAUUGUUAUGCUGCCUCUGGACAAUGGUAUGCCUACAAUGAACAAACAGGCGUGUAUGAUGAGGUUCAACCGUCAACCUCAACCAUUGCAGGAAUGUUUCUAAAGUCGCAGCUCUCGUGGAAUGUCAUCCUUCCCCCGGAAAGCAUUGAGCUCAAUGGUUUGGCCCUUCAGAAGGCCAUCAUUAUUCGACUGAUGGAUGACUUUGCUUCCAAGAAGGCCUCAAAGGAACUGGGUUACUUUCUUGCGAUCACCACGCUCGACAAGAUUGGUGAAGGAAAAGUCAGAGACCGUACCGGGGACGUGAUGUUUCCUGUUGACUUCAGCUGUCUGAGCUUCAAGAUUUUCCAGGGGGAGAUCCUGGAAGGCGUGGUUCACAAGAUUCUGAAGCAUGGGGUGUUCCUGCAUUGUGGGCCAAUGGACAAAGUCUUCCUCUCUCACCAAAAAAUGGGUGAAUUCCGAUAUGUUCCCGGAGAAAACCCAUUCUUUAUCAGUGGAUCAUCCAAGAUUGACAAAGAUGUGAACGUCCGUUUUCGGGUGAUCGGUGAGAAGUAUGUGGAGGCUGAGGGAGAGUUCCAAGCAGUCGUUGGCUUGGAUGGUGAUUUCCUCGGACCAGUGUAG
This is a messenger RNA of Oldenlandia corymbosa var. corymbosa, 1689 nucleotides long. The record is from the annotation of a GenBank genome assembly. Lineage: Eukaryota; Viridiplantae; Streptophyta; Magnoliopsida; Gentianales; Rubiaceae.